This is a messenger RNA of Callorhinus ursinus (northern fur seal), 1888 nucleotides long. The record is from RefSeq and is a predicted model, not a curated record. Lineage: Eukaryota; Metazoa; Chordata; Mammalia; Carnivora; Otariidae.
AUGGUGCAAGGCAUGAGGGGAGUUGGUCCCGCCAGCGGGCCUCCGACCCUGACCGCGAGCCCGGGGAAGGGCCGUGGGAGGAAGCAGCCCGGCCGCGAGGAGGCUUCCCAGGCUCAGAAGCCUCCAGGGCGGCGCUAUCCGUUUCCUGCGCUUCCUACAGCUCAGUGCCCCGUGCCCUUGCCGCCAUCUUCUCCGGGGUCUCAGCCCAGCAACCGCCGCCGUUCUCGGGCUUCUCCAUCGGGUCACGCAUCCCAGCCAGGCCCAGUCCUCCGCAGUCAGGCCCGGGCAUCAGGCCCAGUCCUCCGCAGUCAGGCCCGGGCACCAGGCCCAGUCCUCCGCAGUCAGGCCCGGGCACCAGGCCCAGGACUCCGCAGUCAGGCCCGGGCACCAGGCCCAGGACUCCGCAGUCAAGCGGCCAGGCCAGGCCCUGCCCUUAAUGGGCACGCCACCCCACCAGGCAUUGAUGACCUCAGCCGUGAAUCGGAGCCAGGCUCUGCUCGCCGCCGCCGCCAUGCACCUGAACCAGGUCCUGUUCGUCGUCGUCGCCGCCGCCGACGCCGCCGCCGACGCCGCCGACGCGGCGCCCGCGGCCGCGGCCACCGCUCAUCUGAGCCAGGCCCUGCCCCGCGAAGCUGCACCACUCCGCCAGGCCCGGCCCCUUCUAGCUACACCACCCUGCCACGCCCUCUCCGCAGGCAAGUGGCCGUGCCGGGCCCUGCUCUCCGUAGCCAAGCGUCCGAGUCGGGCCCAACACUUCGCAGCAGUGCAUCCGCACGAGGCCCUGCGCGCCGCCGCCGCCGUCGUACCACCCCACCAGGUCCUGCUCUUCGUAAUUCCACAACUAGGCCUGGCCAGGCCCUCCGCCGCCCCGCCACCCCACCGGGUCGGGCUCUCAGCAGUCCUGCGUCCCACCCAGCUUCUCUUCGCCGCAGCGGUGCAUCCUCUCGAAGCCCUGUUCUCCACGACGGCGAUACUGGGCCAAGCCUUGCCCUCGAAAUCCACGCCUCCCCUCCAGGCCCUACUCUCCGCAGCAGCCUCGCAGCCAGUCCAGGCCCUGUUCUCCGGAGCCACGCCUCCACACUAGGCCCUGUCCUCCGGAGCCAUGUUACCCAGCAAAGAUCAGCAGCUCACAGCCUUCCUUCUCCACCAGGGCUGGCCGCCCAGAGCCCUUCUCCCCCUGGGUUUGCCUUAAGAAGGCUGGUCUUCUGGAGCAGCUCAGAUUCACCUGAUCCUGCAGUCCUGUUCUUUGCCUCCCAGCCUGGUCCUGCCAUCCACGCGAGUUCCUCCUCACCAUCCUCUCUUGACGCGUUCUCUUCUCUCUUCCCUAGGCGAUGUAGUGAGAGCUUCUCCUCCUCAUCCCCUGGGUCUCCUGGCCUGAACCCCUGCCCCUCCCCUGCUGGGUGUUCUGUCCUGACCUCCUCUUCGUCCUCCCCUCGGUUUUGUGGUCUGGGCUCCAUCUCCACCCCUAGCCCUGCUAGCAUUAGGCGUGCCUUGCUGCCAGCACUUGAUGCCCUGAGCCCUAUCUCUCCAGGAGAACAGGCUGAAAUAGGGAGCACACUGUACCCACCUAUACCUUCUAUGCUGUGACCCUCCUCAUAAGACCCAAAAAAGGAACCCGCAUCCACCCACUGUCCUAAAUGGGCUGCCUGCCCUGCAGUAACGUGUGAGGUUUCCAAGUUUUGUGAGCCAGCAACCAAUGUCCUGAGUUUUGAAACUUCCUCUCCCCAAGACUCCACCACCCAACACUUAACUGCUGUUGGCCCUUGAUUCCAGGGCCCCUUCUCCCUCAAAAGGGCUAGCCUGCCUUUGCCCCUGAGUUGAGAUUCCCCUUUUCCAGUGUUGCCACUUAUACAAUUAAUUUUUGAUGAAUAAAAUUAAAAUGACUUCA